Anopheles maculipalpis is the source of this 682-nucleotide messenger RNA. RefSeq lists its product as uncharacterized. The transcript is spliced from 2 exons. The record is from RefSeq and is a predicted model, not a curated record. NCBI's taxonomy places the organism in Eukaryota, Metazoa, Arthropoda, Insecta, Diptera, Culicidae. The coding region runs from base 5 to 682 and encodes 225 amino acids.
GCGGAUGGCAAGGAUAUUUUUCUACAUUUGUGAUUACUUUGGAAGUAUAGAGAAAUGCAAUGUUCAAAGAAAUACCAUUCGGAUACGAAAACAAGCAACCCGACCCAAAAACAUUCCGUCGUGCAUCACAACCGAACCGCUUCAGCUAGUAGAUUUGUUACUCAAUUUACGAUUCUUUCAUCGCUAUCGGCUUAAAGUGGCAAAUGCACUGGCAAACUAUGGUGUACCGUCGAAAACACUCGUCGUAAAACUGGUUCCUCCCGCCAAAGAGCACUUAGAUUACCAUUGGGGUGAACGUGCCGUCCGCAUGAUAUGGGAAUUGGUGGAAAUAACCGAACUAAUGGCAUGGCUUUCAACUCUCGGUGGUGCCUUCUCCGCCCUCGGCAAUUAUCAACCGGCCUGUGCCGAUACGGCGGGUAAAAUUUCGCUGCACCAAAUGGAGCUAGCCUUUCGGUUGGGUGAUCCUUCACUCGUUGCCCGGUGCAAGCUGUACCUUGCCAUAUCGCUUGUACAGAGGGAGCAGUUUGCGGCCGCUGGACACAUCGUACGGCACGUGUACCGCCACGAACGGAAGCAAACGGUACCUGAUACGCGGCUACUGAAAAUGUGCCAAGGCAUAUGGUCAAAGCUGCGGUACGAGUACGAUAUCUAUCGCAGAAAUGUGGCCCGCAAAAAGACGUAA